AUGUUAAAUUCUGAUAGUUAUAGAUUAACAAUUGAAGAGAGAAAUAAAAUGAUUAAUAACAAAGAUGUUUAAUAUUUAUUUAUACUAAUAGAUUAUGGAUUUCUAUGUUAAGGACUACAAAAUGUUUUUAAAAUUUUUGGGAAUUAAUUGGAAUAUAGAGAAACUAGAAUUAGAGAAUUAUAAACAAUUUAACAAAUGUCUUAGAAUUAAUACAUAAUUAGUUAAGAUUAAGAAAGUUUUAGCUUCAUUAAGUGUUUUAGGGUAAAGAGAGGAAGCUUUAAAAUUGUUAAAAUUAAUACAUAAAGAAACUAGUUUUAUGGCACUGAAUAUUGAUAGCCUCUGUAAUAUUUUGAAUAUAGUAUAUAAAAAUAAAAUGAAAAAUUAUAUUUUCUUCAAAUAAUACAAUACUACCUCUAAGAUCAUUUAAUAGAUGAAAAUAAUUUAGAGAAGAAUUCUAAAAAUGAAUCAGGAGUAGUACCUACAAUUAAUAAUAUUAAUGAGAAGAUAUCUGAAAUAAAGGAAUAAUUAAGUGAUAAAAAUAAUAAUGAUUCUCUAUCUACAAAAGAUCCAAGUAUUGUUAAAUAAAACAAUUAAAACACAAUCUCUUUACAAUAACAUGAAAUAACAAAAAGACUCUUAAGAUUAAUAUAGUUACUCAAGCAAUAAUGAUAGUUUUGACAGAUAUUAGAUAAAUUAUAAGAGACCCUAAUUUAAGUAAAAUCAAUAUGAAAAAUUUGAAGUUCAAUUUAAAUUUGAGGAAAUUAAAAAUAAUUAUGUGUAAGGAGAUUAUUAAGUGAAAAAUGGGUGA
This is a messenger RNA of Paramecium sonneborni, 808 nucleotides long. The record is from the annotation of a GenBank genome assembly. NCBI's taxonomy places the organism in Eukaryota, Ciliophora, Oligohymenophorea, Peniculida, Parameciidae.